Molecule: messenger RNA, 1943 nt
Organism: Syzygium oleosum
Lineage: Eukaryota; Viridiplantae; Streptophyta; Magnoliopsida; Myrtales; Myrtaceae
Product: AAA-ATPase ASD, mitochondrial-like
Exons: 2
Coding region: 101-1582 (493 amino acids)
Molecular function (GO): ATP binding; ATP hydrolysis activity
Source: RefSeq, a predicted model, not a curated record
UCCCUUACGCUUCUCUUUCUACUCCUAUAAAUACACCAACUAUCGAUUCGCGGAUAAUCUCUCCACUUUGUGCUUGUGCUCCUAGUGACGGAGAGUUGAGAUGAAGAGCGAAAAACCAACCGCGAUGACGAACUCGGGAGGAGCGGGCAACAUGUUCGCUCACCUGGGAUCGUUGAUCGCGGGCGUGAUGUUCACAUGGGCGAUCCUGCAGCAGUUCCUGCCGCCCGACCUCCGGGUCUACUUCGAGAAGUACUCACAGCGCUUCUUCCGCUACGUUUACCCCUACAUCCAGAUCACCUUCAACGAGUACACGGGGGAGCGGCUCAUGCGCAGCGAGGCCUACUCGGCCAUCCAGAACUACCUCAGCUCGCGCUCUGCCACGCAGGCCAAGCGGCUCAAGGCCGACCUGGUCAAGAACAACCAGUCCCUGGUGAUAAGCAUGGACGACCACGAGGAGGUCUCCGAUGAGUACAACGGCGUUAAGCUCUGGUGGGCUUCUGGCAAGAGAGGAUCGAAGACGCAGGCGGUCUCUUUCCACACCUCUGUGGACACUGAAAGCGGGUAUUACAAGCUGACCUUCCACAAGACGCACAGGGACCUCAUGCUCGGGCCAUACCUGAGCCACGUCCUGAAACAGGGCAAGGAAAUCAGGUUCCAGAACCGGCAGCGGAAGCUCUACACGAACAACGGCUGGUACUGGACCCAUGUCGUGUUCGAGCACCCGGCGACUUUCAACACCCUCGCUAUGGACCCCGACGAGAAGCAAGAUAUCAUUGACGACCUCAUCACCUUCAGCAAGAAUGAGGAGUUCUAUGUGCGGAUCGGCAGAGCCUGGAAGCGUGGGUACUUGCUGUUCGGCCCACCUGGGACCGGCAAGUCGACAAUGAUCGCCGCGAUGGCUAACCUCCUGAAUUAUGAUAUCUACGACCUCGAGCUCACUGCGGUGAAGGACAACACGUCGCUGAGGAGGCUCCUGAUUGAGACGUCAAGCAAAUCGAUCAUCGUGAUUGAGGACAUCGAUUGCUCGCUGGACCUGACGGGCCAGAGGAAGAAGAAGGAGAAAGUGGAGGAGGACAAGGAAGGCGAGGUCAGAGACCCGGGGAAGCGGUCGGCAAAAGAUGAGGAAGGCGAGAAGGCCAGCAGGGUCACGCUCUCGGGGCUCCUGAACUUCAUCGACGGCCUGUGGUCAUCGUGCGGCGGAGAGAGGCUGCUCGUCUUCACGACAAACCACAUCGAGAAGCUUGACCCGGCGCUGAUAAGGAAGGGCCGGAUGGACAAGCACGUGGAGCUGUCGUAUUGCAGGUCCAAGGCGUUCAAGGUCCUGGCCAAGAACUACCUGGGCAUCGAUGACCACCACCUGUUCGACCAUAUUGGGAAGCUAAUGAACGAGGUCGACCUGACGCCUGCCGACGUGGCUGAGCACCUGAUGCCCAAGAGCGCUUCCAAGAAUGCCGAGGUUUGCUUGGAGAGCCUGAUCGGGGCGCUCGAGAAGGCGAAGGAGGAGGGCGAGGCGAGAGCGAAGGAAGCGGAGUUGAAGGGUGAAGAGAGCAUAGAGGAAGUGAAGGUGGAAACAAAAGAAUGAGUGUUUGUGUUUUGGGGUCGAUGGAGAGCGAAUAAGCAAAAUCAGAGGAAGCAGCUGAUUUACCAACAAUUGAUCUGAUUUUCCUUUGCAUUUCCUUCCAGUUCUACUUUCUUGUCCAAUAAGAAGAGCCAGCCAGUCUUAGCCAGGUUGCGAGCCUUGAGCUCUAGUUCAGAGGCUAGUGAGAAUUUGUUCUUGUACUAUGCCCCAACUCAAUUGUUCAGAAAAGCUUUUGGAAUGUCGAACGGAACACCUGCCUCGUAUAUGUAUAUUACAUUCCUAGAGCUGUCGAAUCAAAUGUAGAGAUUAGGGGCCAUGACUAUAUAACCAGUCUACUUCGGCUAUGAAUCGCAUCUGUUUUUAC